AUGGUCAAGACGAUUUUCGGAGGAUUUCCCCUCUCAGACCAGGCAUACUUCAACACCCACGAACAGCGCACUGAAGUCGUUGAAAUCCUAAUCAAGAAUGGCAUCAAGAACAUUGACACAGCACGCAUAUACACCGGAUCUCAAGAGGCCAUUGGCAAGCUUGAGAAGCGCAAGGAUUUCACCAUCGAUACCAAGCUGCCCGGUGGCUUCGGUCCCGGCACUGGCACAAAGGAAAAUGUCAUCAAGGACGCCCAAGACUCGCUGGACACCGUGAACAUUGAGCAAUUCGACAUCCUCUACAUCCACGCCCCAGACCCAUCGAUUCCCUUUGAGGAAACCCUCGAGGGAAUCAAUGAAGUCUACAAGAAAGGCAUCUUCCGCCGCUUUGGCCUGAGCAACUUUAGUGCUGAGCAGGUGCAGCAAGUCUACGACAUUGCAAAGGCAAAGGGAUACCCACUGCCCUCUGUCUACCAAGGAAACUACAACCCCGUCGCCCGCCACCUGGAGACGCAGCUCUUCCCCACCCUGCGCAAGCUCGGCAUCCACUUUUACGCCUACUCGCCUCUCGCCGGCGGUUUCCUAACCAAGACAGCCGCAGACCUCGACUCGGGCGCAGGCCGCUUUAACAAGGAGGCCCUAGGCGGCCUCUACAGCAAGCUCUACAACAAAGAGCCCAUCCGCAAUGCACUGUCCAAGUGGAACGACAUUGCCGAAAAGGAAGGCGUCUCCAAAGCCGAGCUUGCCUACCGAUGGGUUGCCUUCCACAGCGCCCUCCAGGGCGAUGAAGACGGUGUCAUUUUCGGGGCUAGCAAGCUGCCGCAGGUGGAGCAGACGGCCCAGUGGCUCAAGAAGGGAAAGCUGAGCGACGAGGCGGUCAAGGGCAUUGAUGCGGUUUGGGAGAGUGUCAAGGAGGUUGCGCCUGUGGAUAACUAUCAUAGCAGGGGGUAG
Molecule: messenger RNA, 948 nt
Organism: Bipolaris oryzae ATCC 44560
Lineage: Eukaryota; Fungi; Ascomycota; Dothideomycetes; Pleosporales; Pleosporaceae
Exons: 1
Coding region: 1-948 (315 amino acids)
Molecular function (GO): oxidoreductase activity
Source: RefSeq, a predicted model, not a curated record